UUUCCUUUCGGACCGGAUAUGUAGAAGUUAUUGAAACAAUUUGCUACCCGUGAUAGUUAUUUAAAAUCAUUUAAAUCAUUCUCCUCAGAAAAUGUGGUGGUUCUUAAUUUUCCUCGCAGCAUUUGCCAAAGGGAUACUGAUUCCUGGGGAGGAAAGUGAAAUCAGCCACUGUGACAAGCCUCUUUAUAGAGUAUGUGAUGUCCCACUAAAUGAGCAUUUUCCCAGAACGCCUGAUGAAGUUGACUUGCUUUGCAGAAAUUUGAUCUCUUACCACAAUUGUGCUUCCGAAUUUAUUGAAAGUUGUGACCUUGAUGAAGAGGAAUUGCCUUCCAAGCCAGUAUUUAAAAAUGGUGUAUUGUUAAACCUUUGUGAUAAAGAUUCUCCAAUUUACGGAAAUUUAGUUAACAACGCAGACUGCAUAGCCAAUACGGUGGACGAUUUGCAAAAGGUGGGUUUCUGUAGAAGACAUCUUGAUGUUUUGGAGUUAGAACAGCCAGAUAUCCACGAUCAAAUUGAUGCUAUCAUAAGCAGAGGCGAAGAAGAACCAUAUACGCAGUUAUCCCGUUGCUUGGAUACUUUUUAUGGAGUCGGAUGCUUUGGAACAGAAUUAAAUCAGAAUAAAUGUGAUGAAAGCGCUUUUCAACUGGUUCUCUGGUUUUUUGAAAAGAGUGAGAUCUCGAAAAGAUAUUGCAGAGAAGAGCACGAACCUAUUAUCAGAGAAUUCGUGGAACUAUUGAAGUUUGAGUUGAAAAAAUGAAUUCAUUGUUCUUGCAGAGAUAAAGAUCGAAAUUCAAACGCUUUGAAUAAAUUAACCGUAAUAAAAAAUUACUUUAUUUA
Molecule: messenger RNA, 837 nt
Organism: Parasteatoda tepidariorum (common house spider)
Lineage: Eukaryota; Metazoa; Arthropoda; Arachnida; Araneae; Theridiidae
Source: RefSeq, a predicted model, not a curated record